This is a messenger RNA of Clupea harengus (Atlantic herring), 12504 nucleotides long. RefSeq names its product heparan sulfate proteoglycan 2 (gene hspg2). NCBI's taxonomy places the organism in Eukaryota, Metazoa, Chordata, Actinopteri, Clupeiformes, Clupeidae. Gene Ontology annotation, molecular function: calcium ion binding; protein binding. Gene Ontology annotation, cellular component: neuron projection. The record is from RefSeq and is a predicted model, not a curated record.
AUCUCGCGCUCCCUGAAUUCCAUUCCGCUUUUUACUGCGGCCAGCGCUCGCGGAUCCCAUCCCGACUGCACUGGACUUCUAGUGUCUUGCGCUGGCAUUGUAUGUCGAAGUUUCGGAGUUGGGAAGAGAGUUGAGACGGGAGAGGGAGGUGAAUAACUAUUUAAAGACUGCACAGCGUUAUUUUGGUAUUACAUGAAAGAUAGGUUCUUUGCACUUGGAUUUCUGCAAAGUUUAAUGAAGUCCUACUGGGACUGGGGCAGAAAAGAGACUGCGGCCUUGCCUUAGAAGAAAGUGUUAUAAAUUAGUUCGUGAUUGCGGGACCUCGAUUUUUUCCUUCUAGCGCGUGGGUCUUGAGCGAACUCUGGAGAAAAUGGGCACUCGGACGAAUGUCCACAAAGUGUCCGGACUCCUCAUCUCUUUGAUAUUUACGUUUCAUCUGACCAAUGUGGCAUGGAGCUCGAAGGUGUGGGGAGAGGUGCCUGUCCCGGAGGACCUGGAGGCUGGCCACAGGGUCCGGCAGACACGGCAGUACCUGGAUGAUGACGAGGACUUUGCUGCUGAUGGAUCAGGGGACCUUCCCAGUGGAGCAGAGGACGGCAGCACCCCUGACACGAAUGGCCCCCUAUCCACUAUCUACUUCCGGGCACUGGUGAACUUCACCUCGUCCAUUACAUACAGCCCGGACAUGCAGAUCAUCACCUCCCCUGGGUUCCUGGAGAUCUCAGAGGCUGUAGUGGAUACGCUUGAGUCGGAGUACAACAAGAUCUCUGGAGUGCAGACCGUCAAUGUGGUCCUCAUCAAGCAGAUUGGCCGUGAUGUGUUUGUGGAGCUGGACGUGGGCACUGAGUUUAACUACAAUACUGAGCAGAUCCGCAGUGUGCUCUAUGAGACGGUGCAGGAUGGCUUCAUCGCCAACUACCUCACGUCCACACAGGGCUUUGACUUCCGCCGGUUGGGAGAGGCUGAAACUCUCUCCACUGAGGAGCCCCUAGUCCUUCCAGUGCCCCUGGAGCCCAGCCCACGGCCAUGUGUGCAGGAUGAGUUUGCGUGUGGUGAUGGCACCUGUAUUCCAAUGGCAUAUCACUGUGACCAGAGACCUGACUGCAGAGACAUGAGUGACGAGCUAAGCUGCGUUCACACUGUCACUGUGCACAAGCACCAUUUCCCUCAAAGUCCCUACGAUGCCAGGUUGAAUGUCCUUCCAGAACCUACUGUCCCUCCGCGUCCUCCCAUCCGGCCCAUCCCCCCUGUCCAACCCGUGGGUCCUGCGCCUGGGCCAGGUCCGGAGCGCCCCCCCUGUAGAUCAGAUCAGGCCACCUGCCAGAGUGGGGAGUGCAUCUCCAGAGAGUACCUGUGUGACGGAGAGAGAGACUGCAGCGACGGCAGCGAUGAGCUCAGAUGUGGCACACCCUCUCCAUGCGAGCCUAACGAGUUUAAGUGUGCUAACGGGCGCUGUGCCCUCAAGCUCUGGCGCUGUGAUGGAGACAAUGACUGCCAGGACAACUCUGAUGAGAUAAACUGCCCCACUAAGGGGCCCGGGGAUACCUGUGCUCCAGAGCAGUUUGUGUGUCUGAGUGACAGGACCUGCAUCCCAGCCAGCUACCAGUGUGACGAGGAGCCUGACUGCCCUGACCGCUCCGAUGAGUAUGGCUGUGUUCCACCCACCGUCACAAGUCCUCCGGAAGAGUCCAUGAGGGCCGAGCGGGGGGCUACUGUCACUUUCAACUGCGCAGCGGUGGGAACUCCCACCCCCAUCAUCACCUGGAGACUCAACUGGGGCCAUAUCCCAACCAGCUCCAGAAUCUCUAUGACCAGUGAGAAUGGGCGUGGCACUCUGACCAUCCGGGAUGUGAAGGAGGGAGACCAGGGCGCAUACACCUGUGAGGCCAUCAAUGCCAAAGGCCUGGUAUUCGCCAUUCCUGAUGGCGUCCUCACUCUCAUUCAAAAACCAGGUAACUGCCCUGACGGACAGUUUACUGUAGCGGGCCGCUGCAUGCCCUGUUUCUGUUUCGGCAUCACCAAGACCUGCCUGGCCACGGGACGCUACCGCAACAAGAUGUCUCUCAGAUUCACCGACGAGGAUGACUACAAAGGAGUGAAUGUGACGUUCCCGUCUAAUCCCAGCACUCCCCCGCUCACCUCCACUCAGAUGCUGGUCAACCCGGACGUGCUGGAGUUCCAGCUGGUGGACCUGUCGCGCCGCUUCCUCAGCCAGGAGUCCUACUGGAUUCUGCCACGACAGUUCCUCGGCAACAAGGUGGACUCCUAUGGUGGCACCUUGCACUAUAAGAUCCGCUACACUCUGGCCCGCGGCCUGUCCCAGCCCAUUGACAAACCGGACGUGAUGCUGGUGGGGAACGGCCAGAGGCUCCUCUACAAGAAGGCCGGCCCCAUCCCUGCACAGCGCACCAAUGACAAAGAGAUCCUUUUCAAGGAGGAAAACUGGCAGCACUCGUCCGGUCGCUCGGUGAGCCGUGAGGACCUGAUGAUGACGCUGGCCAACCUGGAGAGCAUGAAUAUUCGCACCACCUACGACAACCACAUGGUCAGCGUGGCCCUGAGUGACAUCAUCAUGGAUACCACCAUUGUGGAGUUCAGCCUGGAUGGGCAUGCUAAAGAAGUGGAGGAGUGCAGGUGUCCACCGGGUUACUCCGGCCUGUCCUGUGAGAGCUGUGCCUCUGGUUUCGAGCGGGUCUCUGGUGGUCAGUACCUGGGCACGUGUGCCGGCUGUAACUGCAACGGCCACGCCAGUGCCUGUGAUCCCAUCAGCGGGCACUGCCUGAGCUGUGAACAUAAUACAGAGGGUCCUCAGUGUGAUAAAUGUCGACCAGGGUACUUUGGGGACCCCACACGUGGACGCCCAGAUGACUGCAAGCCCUGCCCCUGCCCCUACACUGAGACCUCACGAAGGUUUUCAGAUACUUGUUUCAUGGACCAUGACUCUCAGGCCACUUGUGAUGCCUGCCGGACUGGCUACACUGGCCGGCGCUGUGAGCGAUGUGCUCCUGGGUACGUGGGGAACCCUCUGCAGCCCAAUGGGAAAUGUGUUUUUAACUCCAACUCCAAAUGUGACAACAGGGGAACCGUCAGCUCCACCAACAGCAGGCCGUGUCAAUGCAAGGCUAACGUGGCGGGGGCGCUGUGCGAUGAGUGUAAGGUCGGCGCCUUCCACCUGAGCGGCGUCAACCCCGAGGGCUGCAUGCGGUGCUUCUGCAUGGGCGUCACCAAGCAGUGCGCCAGCUCCAGCUGGACCAGAGACCAGGUGCGUGGUGGUGUGAACGGCCAGCUCUUCGCCCUCUCCAACGCGGCCAACAGCCGCACCAUCACUGAUGGCCUGAGCCAGCGCGGGUCUGCUGAGGUGGUCUACCGCACCUUCUACUCCCUGCCCAACGACAUCUACUACUGGGUCCUGCCCGAGAGCUUCAGGGGAGACAAGGUGACGGCGUACGGCGGGGAGCUGAGCUAUAAGGUGCGCUACGAGCCACGCACUCGCACGCAGGUUAUUGACGGCAAGCCAGACGUGGUCCUCCAGGGCAACGGCAUCUUCCUGGAACACUUCUCCCAGAGCAAGCCUCUGCCCCGGGUGCCCACCUCUGUGACCGUGACCUUCAGAGAGUCUGCCUGGAGACGAGCUGAUGGACAGCCUUGCACUCGAGAGCACCUCCUCAUGGCUCUUGCAGACGUCACAGUCUUCAUGAUCAGAGCUACCUAUGCAGACAACAUGGCGGAGAGCAGUCUCUCAGACAUCCAGAUGGACAUCGCUGUGCCCCAUAGCACAGGGAAUGAGAGAGCACUGGAGGUGGAAGAGUGUGCCUGCCCUCCUGGCUACACAGGACCAUCCUGUCAGGAGUGUGCAGAGGGAUACUCACGCACUAGUUCAGGCCUCUACCUUGGCACCUGUGAGAGGUGUGACUGCCAUGGACACGCCAGUGGCUGCGACCCAGAGACUGGAGCAUGCCUGGAAUGUCAACACAACACUGAGGGCCCCCGCUGUGACAAGUGUAAACUCGGAUUUUACGGCAAUCCUGCCACUGGCGGUCCGAGCGCAUGCCAACGCUGCCCCUGCCACCAGUUAACUGGCCAGCCUCCUAUCUACUGCUACCAGGGCGGUGACAGCCAGCCCGUGUGUGAGUGUCCACCAGGCUACACCGGUCGCCGCUGUGAGAGCUGUGCUCCUGGGUACGUAGGCAACCCACUAAGCGGACGGAGCUGUUCACGAGAAAAUUAUGGAAACUGCUUCCAGUGCGACGACAAAGGAAGUGAAGGUUGCAGUGGCAACGGUGCCUGCCGCUGCAAGAUGAACGUGGAAGGUCCGUACUGCUCCAGCUGCAAGCCCAACAGCUUCCACCUGAGUCCCCUGAACAAAGAUGGCUGCCUGUCCUGUUUCUGCAUGGGCGUGGUCCAGAAGUGCGCCAGCUCCACUUACUACAGAGAUGUGGUGUCCACCUCCUUCACGCCCAGAAACUUCCACGAUUUCUCGCUGGUGAACCGGCAGGGCAGCACGGUGACCACCAACGGCUUCAGCGUGGAGGUGUCCACAGAAGGCACCCGCCUGUCCUACAGCCACUUCCAGCACCUGAGCCAGGAGCCCCACUACUGGCAGCUGCCUGGACUCUAUAAGGGAGACAAGGUUGGCUCAUAUGGUGGGAAACUCAAGUACAUCAUCUCAUACGUGGCCGGACAGAGAGGAACAUUUAUCGAUGAUAUCGACGUUCAGAUUAUUGGAAAUGACAUCACCCUGGUGACACGGCAGCCCUGGCAGAGAAGCCGGGGCCCCCGGGAGUCACGGCAGUUUGAGGUCAUCUUCAGAGAGGAACACUGGCAGCGUCCGGACGGCAUGCCCGCCACGCGCGAGCACCUGAUGAUGGUGCUGGCCGACCUGGCCGACGUGCUCAUCCGCGCCUCCUACGACACGGAGAUGCGCUCCUCCUCCAUCUACGGCGUCAGCAUGGAGGUGGCCGUGCCCAACUUCACCGGCCUGCAGCAGGCCCUGGAGGUGGAGCAGUGCCAGUGCCCACCUGGCUACCAGGGGCUGUCUUGCCAGGACUGCUCCCCAGGCUACACCCGCUCCGGUAACGGUCUGUACUUGGGUAACUGUGAGCCGUGUGACUGCAACGGCCACUCAGACACCUGCGACCCUGAGCAGGGCACUUGCACUAACUGCCAGCAUAACACCAUGGGGGAUUUGUGUGAGAGCUGUGCCCCGGGUUUCUUCGGCGACUCAACAGCUGGAACACCAGAGGACUGCCAGCCCUGUGCCUGCCCACACACUGACCCUGACAACCAGUUUUCCCCAACCUGUGAGAGUCUGGGUAAUGGAGGAUAUCGCUGCACUGCCUGUCAGCCUGGUUACUCUGGCCAGUACUGUGAGCGCUGUGCCGCUGGUUAUGUGGGAAAUCCACAGGAAAGGAGCAAGUGCCGCCCCUACGACUCGGCUGCCAAUCUGUUGGUGCGUGUGUAUCCUGAGCGUGUGCUGGUGGCUCAGGGCUCUCCAGUGACGCUCAGGUGCCAGGUGAGUGGUGCGCCCCCACACUAUUACCACUGGACCCGCCAGGAUGGACGCCCACUGCCCAGCAACACGCAGAGACGCAGGCAAGGAGAGGAGAUGUACUUCCCCAGUGUUCAGUCCAGCGAUGCCGGAGUGUACAUCUGCACGUGCCGCGACCAGCGCAGCACCAACCACAGCCGAGCUGAGAUCAUCGUCACCGCAUCCACCAAGCCCAUCGAGGUGUUCAUUGAGGAGCCCAAAGUCCAGAGUGUCAGUGCUGGUUCAGAUGUGAGCUUCAUCUGCACAGCCAAGAGCCAGUCGCCAGCCUACACGCUGGUCUGGACCCGCCAGGGCAACGGCAAGCUGCCCAACCGGGCAAUGGAUUUCAAUGGCAUCCUGACCAUCCAGAACGUGCAGCCGGAGGACGCCGGCAUGUAUGUGUGCACCGGCUCCAAUAUGCUAGCCAUGGAUGAGGGCACGGCCAUCCUCUCCGUCCCAGAAGCGUCUCAAACGCAGAUGUUUUACACAGCCUAUGAAAUGUUUGAAGGCCAUAGGAAGCCUGUGGAAGGCACCCAGCCGGUGGCCUCGGUCCACCCCCCCGUGCUGACGCUCCAGCAGGGCCAGCGGGCAGAGCUGCGCUGCACCGCCACCGGAAGCCCCACCCCAGCCAUCGAGUGGAUAGCUCCUCCAGGUGGCCGGAUUAGCCCCAGCGCCGUCAUCCGAGGGGGAGUUCUGACCAUCUCCUCUGUAGAGCGAUCAGACGAGGCUGAGUACAUCUGCAAGGCCCUCAACAUCCACGGAGAACACACAGCUCGAGGCGUCCUCUACGUGCACAGUGCCAGUCUGCCUCAGGUGCAGGUAAGCCCUCAGGAUGUGGAGGCUCAGGAGGGCCAGACUCUUCGCCUGUACUGCCGUGCCGGCGGCACGCCCAGCCCCGGCAUCACCUGGAAGAAGAGGGGUGGAGAGCUCCCCCCUCAGGCCAUUCCCUCUCAUGGUUUCCAUCAGUUUAAAAGCAACAGUCUCGAUGUGUUACAGAGACAAGUAGAGGAGCUGCAGGCUCGCAUGGAGCGCUCAGACAUUGGCACCUUGCUCAUCCCCAACAUCAGGCCGUCUGACGCCGGCACCUUCCUCUGUGUGGGGACCAACGCCAUCGGCUCCUCCGAGGCUCGCAUCGAGGUCACGGUGGUCAGGGCGGACACCGUCACCCAGGAGAUCACCAUCCAGCCCUCCAUCGCAACAGUGGUCGAGGGGGAGACUCUGGAGCUGAACUGCAUCGUCCCCGGAAACCCUCCUCCCCCAGUGACAUGGCAGAGAGCCACGGGCUACUUGUCAUCAAAUCACCUGGUUCUGGGAACACAGCUGCUUAUUGUGCAGUCGUCAGAGGCUGACUCUGGAGAGUACAUCUGCCGUGCAAACGGCGGCUCUGGGCAGCGGCAGGCGGCCGUGUCCGUCUCAGUCACCUCCAGCGCCUCCCCAGGUCUCCAGAGCCCUAUCAUCUCCAUCGAGCCCCACAGUGUGGCGGUGAAGCAGGGUGAGUCGGCCACCUUCAGGUGCCGAGUCUACAGCGGGGCCCAGCCUGUGCGCCUCGAGUGGAAACUGUCCAAUAACCUCCCGCUGCCAGAUAAUGCCAAUGUCAGCCCUGAUGGCUCAGUCAUCACCAUAGUGAACGCCAGAGCAAACAACCAGGGCACCUAUCGCUGUGUGGCCAGCAAUCUGUUUGGCAUCACCCACAGCAUUGUCUCUCUCAUCAUCAAAGAGUCGCCCAGAGCUGUGGUGACCCCAGCAGGCCCAUUGAGGGUGAGGGUGGGCGACCCCAUCAACCUGGAGUGCCAGGCGUCUGGAGAGCCCCGCGCCUCCGUCUCCUGGCACCGGCUGGACAGCACCCGCAGGACGCUCAUCAGCAGCCCAGUACCCAUGGAGUCCAACGCCGUCAUGCAGGUCCUGAUGGCCCGGCCGGAGGACAGUGGCACCUAUGUGUGUGUGGCCCAGAACAGCCAGGGCACCACGGAGACACGCGUGGAGGUGCAGGUGGAAGGGGGACCCCAGGUGCCCAUGGCCCCCCGCGCCACCGUGCAGGAGCCCCUUAUGGUGGUGGUGGACGGCCAGACGGCCAUCCUGCGCUGCCACGCCCAAGGUUUCCCCAUACCCUCGAUAUCCUGGUCGAAGCUACGUGCCCCCCUGCCCUGGCGCCACCAGCUGGUGAACGGCAGCCUGGUGCUGCCCAACGUCGGCCGGCAGGACUCUGGAGAGUACAUCUGCAACGCCACCAAUCCACUAGGCACCAGUGAGGUCACCGUCUCUCUGGACGUAGAGACUCCUCCGUAUGCGACCACUCUGCCCGAUGACGUGCGCGUGCGUGUGGGGGAGGUCAUCCGGCUGCAGUGCCUGGCCCAUGGAACUCCACCCCUGCGCUACCAUUGGAGGAAGGUCAAUGGCACCCUGCCCAGCCGGGCCGAGCAAAGCGACGGCACGCUCCAGAUCAACCUGGCCUCGCCGGACGACGCCGGCAGCUACGAGUGUGUGGCCAGCAACAGUGUGGGCCACAGCAAGACCACAGCUAAAGUUAUCGUGCAGUCUCCCCUAGUGGUGCGCGUUUCUCCUAAGGUGGAGAUGCGUGCUCUGGGGUCGGCGGUGGAGUUCACGUGUGCGGCCCUUGGGGGCCAGGACAUUCGCCUGGAGUGGCUGAAGGAGGGAGGGGUCCUGCCUCCAAACCACCAUGUCAAAGAUGGUGUGCUGAGGAUUGAGAAUCUGGAGCACAGCAAUGAAGGCACCUACAUCUGCAGAGCCAUCAGUGCGUUUGGUCAGGCUCAGGACAAUGCCAAACUCACCAUUCAAGCUCUGCCGAAGGUGAUGAUAAACGUGCGAACGUCGGUGCAGACCGUGAUGGUGGGCAGCAUGGUGGAGUUUGAGUGCCAGGCCGAGGGCCACCCCCCGCCCACGCUGCGCUGGACUAAGGUGGGCGGGGCGCUGCCCGCUCACGCCCAGCUGAAGGGCGGCAUGCUUCGCAUCUCGCCUGUAUCCGAGGGCGACGGCGGGCAGUAUCGCUGCACGGCCACCAACGAUGUUGGAUCGGUCCAGUCGCAAGUGGUCCUCAACGUCCAGUCCUUACCCCAGAUUGCUGCUCAGCCAGAGACCAAGGAGGUGACCGUGGGCUCGGACGCUGUGUUGCCCUGUGUGGCGACAGGAUACCCCACGCCACAGAUCACAUGGUCUAAGGUGGACACUGAACUGCCAGGGAAGUGCUUCCAGGAGGGUCAUGCCCUCACCGUGCCCUCUGUUAAGCACGAGGACUCAGGCACCUACAUCUGUACCGCCGCCAACAAGCAGGGCAAAGUACAGGCCUUCACCAACCUCACUGUGCAUGAGAGGGUAAUGCCUCACUUCACUCAGGAGCCUCUCUCUUACCUCACUCUUCCCACGAUCAAGAACGCCUACAAAUCCUUCAGCAUCAAGAUCACUUUCAGACCUGACAAUGUUGAUGGUCUCCUGCUAUACGCUGGAAUGAUCCUCUACAACGGGCAGAAGAGGACCACUGGGGCCGACUUCAUCUCUCUGGGGCUGGUGGGAGGACGGCCAGAGUUCAGGUUUGAUGUGGGUUCAGGCAUGGCCACCAUCCGCUACCCCACCCCCAUCAGACUGGGAGAGUUUCACACAGUGGAGUUGGUGCGCAACAACACGCUGGGCACCCUCAUUGUAGAUGGAGAACCUGCGAUCAACGGCAGCUCACAGGGCAGAUUCCAGGGUCUGGACCUCAAUGAGGACCUGCAUGUUGGUGGCUACCCUAACUACAGCCAGCUGGCCAACACAGCUGGCCUCAAGACAGGCUUCGUGGGUUGCAUCCGUCAGCUGAUCCUGCAGGGGGAGGAGGUCAUCUUUAAAGACCUGGACCGCAGCUCCACCGGAGUCUCCAACUGCCCUACCUGCGAGGAUCUACCCUGCCAGAACGGUGGUGUGUGCCAAGACUCUGAUGCCAGCCUGUAUAAGUGCACUUGCCCACGUGGGUUCAAAGGCAGCAACUGCCAGCAUCACGCCUCCUUACACUGUCACACAGAGGCCUGUGGUCCUGAUGCCACCUGCAUCAACAGGCCCAACAGUCUGGGUUAUGACUGCCGCUGCCACCUGGGCAAGUCGGGAGACAAGUGCAUGCAGGGAACGCUGGUGACCAUUCCCUGGUUUGUGAAUACUGACUCCUACAUUGCCUAUCCACCCCUGACAAACAUCCACAAUGAUCUGCGCGUGGAGCUGGAGUUCAAGCCCAUGGCCCCCGACGGCCUCAUGUUCUUCAGUGGAGGCAAGAAGAUGAAGACAGAGGACUUUGUGGCUGUGUCAAUGGUGGGAGGCCACGUGGAGUUCAGAUACGAGCUGGGCUCAGGCCAGGCGGUGUUGCGGAGCCAGGAGCCGGUGUCUCUGGGAGAGUGGCACCGCGUGGCGGCCGGCCGGCUCAACAAGGACGGCUCCCUGAAGGUGGACCAGGAGCGUGAGAUCAAACGCGCCUCUCCGGGCAAGUCCCAGGGCCUCAACAUCCACACGGCCAUGUUCCUGGGCGGCGUCCCCAGCAUGGACAUCCUGCCCCGCCCAGCUAAUGUCAGCAUGCUGUUCCAGGGCUGCAUUGGAGAGGUAUUGAUCAAUGCGAAGAAGGUGGACCUGUCCUACAGUUUCACGGAGAACCGGGGCAUUGCCCAGUGUCGUGAUGGCAGCCCUUGUGAGCGCCGGCCGUGCCUCAACCAGGGCACCUGCCUCACCAACGCAGAGUAUGAGUACCAGUGUGUGUGCCGCGACGGCUUCGAGGGGGACCGCUGUGAGGUGGUGAGAGAGGUGUGUACACGCAGCUCACAGUGCCAGAAUGGGGGCAAGUGUGUGAGUGGCCAGUGUAUGUGCCCUGCCGGCUUCUCUGGACUCCUCUGUGAACAAGGAGAGGCGUUGAGCGAGGCCGAGGCCCUGUGGAAGGAGGAGGGCAGCGGGGUGAAUGAUUCUCCGAUUCAGUAUUCUGCCUAUUUCCAUGAUGAUGGGUACCUUGCUCUUCCCAAGCCAAUGUUCCCUCGCAGCGCUCCUGACAACCCUGAAACCAUUGAGCUGGAAAUCCACACCACUUCAGGAGAGGGACUCAUCCUGUGGCAGGGAGUGGAGCAGGUUGCUGCUCCCCGCAAGCUGCAUGCUAAUAGAAAGAGCUCCAGCCUCCGUAAGCAGAGCCACGCACACGAGCUUGGCGAUGAGGGGAAGGGCAAGGACUUCAUCAGUCUCGGAUUACAGAACGGACAUGUUGUCUUCAGCUACCAGCUGGGCAGUGGAGUUGCAGAGAUCAUGUCCAAAGAGCCCAUCAAUGACGGCAGCUGGCACAAAAUCACCGCUGUCAGGAAGGGGAAACAGGGUUAUAUGCAGAUAGAUGGAGGAUCCAUGACGAGGGGUCAGUCUCAAGGCAAGAGCAUCAUGGUGAACACCAAAGGAAACAUAUACCUGGGUGGAGCCCCUGACAUGACAGCUCUGACUGGAGGGAAGUUCUCAUCAGGUGUGACGGGGUGUGUGCGGAACCUGUCUCUGAUGAAUGCACGGCCGGGAGAACACAAACACACACCCAUUGAUCUGCGGGUGCACGCCGAGGAUGGAAUCAACGUGGAGCGCUGCGUCUCAUAAACCUCCCACACUCACAGAGACUUACGAACAAUCACAUACACACACAAGCGCACACACACGCACAUUCACAAACACACACACAUUCUCAUGUCUGAUAACACAUACACUUCCCUCACACUUACAGCACUAGCAACACACACACACACAAACACAGACACAGAACACACAUUAAUAUCCAAAGGGUCUGAUCACACACACUGACAAUCACGCUGUUACACACAAAACACACUGUGCUUUGCUGCUACCAAAGGAGAGAAGUCAGAAAGCACAAACACACACAGCACCACACUCAAGGAGCUCUCGCUCUGUGUGCAGUCAACCAAAAGAAGAGGUCAAAAAUAUGAGAUGAUAUUAACAAGUCUUCAUUUCCUCAGUGUUGUAUUCUCAGUGGAAGACAUCACACAGGACAGCUUACUCAGCCGUGAGAGAGAGAGAGAGGGAGAGAAAGAGAAGAGAAAGAGAGAGAAGAAACCAUGGACGAGUGUGAUGGGCCUUCUACAUGAGUCAGAUCCUAUGGAGUCAGAAAUGUUGUUACAGCACUGAUUUUUUUUAUUUAUAUUCAUAUAGAAAUAUAUAUUAUAUGUGGGGGGAAAUGCUAACUAACCAUAAACUGCUCCUCUGUUAGCCUGGAAGUGAUUCUGGGUGCUAAUACUGCUUGUGAGAAUGGGGUCUAUGUGUGUAUAUGGUGUCUGUGGGUGUAUAUGGUGUGUGUGUGUGUGUGUUUGUGUGUGUGUGUGUGUGUGUGUGUGUGUGUGUGUGUGUGUCCGAGCUCGCAGGCUAAUCUGUUUUUACUUGAAAAUGAUGCAGCCUUUUCUUUCGUUCUUUCUUCCUUUCUUUCUUUAUUUCUGUCCUUAAUUCUAGAGCUGAGAUGAAAGAGCAGGCUCUAAGACUUCAAGUUUGAACGAGGGAGCCAGGAGGGGUUGGGGCGGGGGGGUGGGGUGCUUAAACAAAGAAACAGAGAGGGGGAUGAGAGGAGAGAGAGAGAGAAAGGAAAAGAGAGAGAAGGUUGGAGAGAGUGAGAGAACGAAAAGAAGUUAUGGCAGAGCCAAAAGCAUGGCCGCACAGCUGAGGAGGUGAACUUGUAUGAAAACACAGAAAUCUGUUGUUUUUUUUUUUCUUGGGAGAAAACAGCUUUUAUCUGCUACUGUCAUUUUUUUAUACAUUAUGGAGCUGAUAUCCUUUGCCUUCCUUGUGUGGUAGCCUUAGUGUGUGGGGUGUUCCAGAGAAAUCAUGGUGCUACAGUCUGACAGCCAACCCUACAAAUAAAUGCUUUAUUUUUGUCUCUUUGUGCUAACAACUUCAGUAGGUGUGUCACUCAUACGGUUUUUGUAAGUACCAAUAGUCACAAAUGUACAAUAAAAGGCCAUUUGCCAAAGCCAACCACA